Solenopsis invicta (red fire ant) is the source of this 4716-nucleotide messenger RNA. It is a transcript of the gene Dh31-R, whose product is annotated as calcitonin receptor. Gene Ontology annotation, cellular component: plasma membrane. Bases 1032 to 2558 code for a protein of 508 amino acids. NCBI's taxonomy places the organism in Eukaryota, Metazoa, Arthropoda, Insecta, Hymenoptera, Formicidae. Gene Ontology annotation, biological process: adenylate cyclase-modulating G protein-coupled receptor signaling pathway; cell surface receptor signaling pathway. The record is from RefSeq and is a predicted model, not a curated record. Gene Ontology annotation, molecular function: calcitonin receptor activity. The transcript is spliced from 13 exons.
AAGGGUAAAAGGUGCCUCGCGCGAGAAACGACGGUGGUGGUUUUGCACAGCAUCGUAGGUCGGUCGUGGUGUAAAAAGUCUGUCGGACCGUCUCCCACGGUUUUUCUCGGCGCGAAAUAAUUGCGUUAACUCACCCCGACGAGUCUCACCUUCGAUUUGUGUCCCCUUUAUCAUUUAUAUUUACGCGACGCGGCUUUGACACUCGCUCCCUCCCCGUCCUUGCGCAGAGCUUUUUUUUCUAAUCGUUUCUAACGACGUCGGAUUUGUAGAGUUGGUAACAGAGUUGGUAACAGUACCUUCGCCGCGAGAAGCGCGGCAACUUCACGGCAUUCUCGUCGCGCUUAAAAGUCACGCAAAGUUUCAGCAGAAAUUAACAUUCGUUCGAGUGUGCGCCCUGGUCUCACACGGAUAGGAAAGUACAUACGUAAAGUAUGUCGCCUACAAUCGCCGGGCGAUCGAUCCCCGCGAGAGAAAUUCGAGAAAUUAAAUCCGCAGGACGCGGAUCUCGAGCGCGCGCUGCGCUGACUAAUUAGCACGGACGAUUGAAGGUUAGGGAGGCAAGGAGACCUCCGGGGCUCCGGUGUCUCUCGCGACGGAAUAAUUGAAAUCCCGGGAGGCGUCUCGCGGGGCUCGCAGGUGUCGCGGCAAUUCCCGUCGCCGAGAGUUCAACGCGGCUUUUGCCCCCGACGGAACCGAUGAUCAAAGUGCGGUAAAUCGCGGGAUCGAUCGACGCGCGGGACCCGGGGAACGCGCGAUCGAACGCGAUUAGCACGCGACGACGAGGGCUUUGCCCCACCGAGGGCGACACCCGAUCGCGUUGGACAAUCUCGGUGCAUUCGGACAGCGAUAACGGACACACGUCCCGGACGUGGUCAUCGCCGACCGCAGAGAGAGAGGGAGGGAGAGAGACGAACGGCUAGCAAUCGGACGCGGAUCGCGCGUAGGACUGCCUAUAAGCCACGUACGUCCCUGAUCCAGUCUGGCUCGACAUUGACGUAUUUUAUCCUCGGAACCUGUUAUCAAUAACGUCAAUGAUGGAGACGCUAACUGAGAUGCCGGGAAACACAACGGUGGGUAGCACGCUACUCGACGAGGAACUUCGUCGAAUUCUGCAGGAACGUGAGCAAGAAUGCAUGAAGCUGAAAGCCGCGAAUACGACGCUGCCGCCAUCGGAACCGUACUGUCGACUCACUUUCGACGGAUGGUCCUGUUGGCCAAACACUCCAGCGGGAUCAACAGCUUAUAUACCGUGCCCUGCCUUCAUCACCGGCUUCGACGUAUCGCUGAAGGCGCACAAAUACUGCGAGUUGAACGGCACGUGGUUCCGGCAUCCCGAAUCUAAUCAAAUAUGGAGCAAUUACACGACUUGUGUGAAUCUACAGGAUCUGAGCUGGCAGCAAAGUAUAAAUGGAAUCUACGAGGCGGGAUACGCGAUCUCCUUGGUAGCUCUAUUGCUUUCCUUAGGAAUUCUCACGUACUUCCGAUCUCUCAGAUGCGCACGGAUUACGCUACAUAUGAAUCUAUUCACCUCAUUCGCAUUCAACAAUGCCUUGUGGCUGAUUUGGUACAAGUUCAUAGUAUCGAAUACGGAUCUACUACUUAAUAAUGGCAUACCAUGUCGCGUUCUGCACGUAGUCCUUCAUUACUUUCUAUUAACAAACUACGCUUGGAUGCUCUGCGAAGGCUUCUACCUGCACACGUUGCUAGUGAGUGCGUUCACUAGCGAGCACAAAUUAGUGAAUUGGCUGAUGGGACUCGGGUGGCCAGUGCCAGCUGUAAUUGUCACCUUAUACACAGCGCUACGUGCAUCUAGCGACGAUCCUGCAGACACCGAGCAAUGCUGGAUCGAUGAGGGCAACUACAAGAACGCGCUGAUUUAUCCCGUACUGGUUUCUACUUUGCUGAAUGUGCUUUUCCUAUUUAAUAUCGUGCGAGUUCUUCUCAUGAAGUUACGUGCCGGUCCCGCCAUUGGAACGCGCCCUUCACGAUCUAUACUGCAAGCUUUCAGGGCCACGUUACUUUUAGUGCCUCUCUUGGGCCUCCACUAUCUAGUAAUUUUGUUUCGGCCACCAAAGAAUCAUCCUUGGGAAAACUUCUACGAGGUCCUAUCUGCAAUCACAGCUUCUUUCCAGGGUCUUUGUGUGGCGGUGCUUUUCUGCUUCUGUAACGGCGAGGUAAUAGCACAAUUCAAGAGAAAGUGGGAUGGCAGCGUCCUUUUGCGGAAACGAGCCAACUCCUGCACGGCCACGACAGUCUCGGUAUGCGAUAUUGACAAAAAUUUAUCCGCUCGACCGCAGGUCCGAUGGCGGGAGAGGAGAAGGUGUGACUAUCAGCCGGCAGCGUCGGCGGUACCGAGGGACGAUGACUGCAGCAAGCGAUUGGCGAGCGAGGACCAACAGCUGCAGCAGCCACAGCAGACCGUGCAGGUGAUUGCCGCGGGUCGACCGGGUAAUCAUGGCAACAACAAUCACACGCGGGUACUCAUCAAACGCGGGGGUGGUGCUGGCGACGGCGGCGACGAUUCUUCCCACGACGAGUGCGAUCAAACGCAGUGUUGAUGACGAUCGACACCGGAUCAACACCGGGGAUGAUCGUGCUACCACGGGACCACGGAGAAAGAAAAUCACCUCUCUUGCAUCCCGAAACCGAAAUAGAUAAGACCGAAUAAACUGGCGAAAUUUAUUCGCGAUUCACAAACUUGCCGAUGAGGCCCCCAUAAACUCUGUCGCAGAGAUCGGGAGAAGUAAUAGCGUAUCUUAUUUUCUACGUGUAAUGCAAUUCGGAGAAAUCCUAGAUACCAAAGAGGAUCCAAGAGGAACUCAUUUUGAAUUCCUAAAUUAGGAAGUAAACGCUUUUUUUUUGUUCCACCUCUGUUCUAAAAAAAAAACUCUCUUUUAAAAGAUUCAAAAAGAAUUUAAAUCGACUUUUAAUUCUUUUUUUUUUCAGGGUACAAAGGAAAUUCUUUUUAUACUCUAUAAAAAAUUGCAAAGGAAUUUUUUUGCAUUUGUUUCAACCGAUAUUGGACUAAUUCAUAAAAAAUUUAAAACGGUAAAUCCUUUUUUUUGGAAUUUUGAUCUGUGCUACAUGGGAUUUCUCCUUUUCUCAUUAUACAUACGAUUCCCUUUGGCAUUGAGGAAGGAAGAGUAAUGUAAUGGAGUGAUCUAAAUUCGCGUCGAGUAUUUGCACGAAUUCUUUUAUUUUUUUUAACGAAAAAGCGAAACGAGUUGUAUCAUUACUCCGCUCCACCGCUCAAUCUCAAACGGAGCUAGAGAGAGAGAGAGAAAGAGAGAGAGAGAGGAAUGUGCGUGAUCAAAGAUAUUUUUUAAUACUCCUGGGAUACAAAGGCCUAAGUCCUACGAAAUUUCCUAAGGCCCAAACUUUAACAGAUUGCAGAUUUAUUUUUUUAAGGAAGAAUUAAUGAUAUCUCGCGAAGAGAUGGGGCAAAUGCGCGAUUUUAACAGAUUUUUUGUUUUUACGUAACGGGAAUCUCGAUUAUAACGAAAACAGAUAGAAAUAUUUGUAUUUAGAAUUUAUUAAUUUGAUGAAGAAGAAUCAUAUCAGUGAUCACAUACAUACACGAAAAAAAUGGUUUUGCUGAAGUAUCUAAAAAUUUAAGUGGAUACAAAUCUGAAAAUAACUUUGUUAGGCUAUGAAAGUAUCUAAUCUUGACGAAAUCGUCGUACAUAAAUUACUCUGACGAUUUAACAAAAUUAUUUAUAGAUUUGAAUCCAGCAAAUUUUUAAAUAUUUUAGCAAAAUCAUUCUUUCUGGUAUAUGGUUGUUGUUUUUAUACUAGCGAAGAAAUUGCUAUUAUUUUUUUGUGCAAUGUUUAAAAGUGAUCUAUUAAUGUUAGUGUUUCUUGCCAAUCGUUUCGCGCUAAAUGUGAGUGACGCAAUUUAUUUGUACAUAAUUUUAACAUCUACGUGACGUUAUAUAGAUGUAUGGGUCGACUGUGUGUUGAUAUUCAUUGUUCACAACACAAUCGUAAGAAAGGGAGUCUGUAAUAAGAAUACAUGUUGAUAUGCGGUACUAAACUAGUCUUAACUGUAUAGAGUAGAUCGCGUAAAACUGUAAAAAUCAUGAGUAAAACAAAUUAAGUUUUUAAAAAUAAGUUAAUGGAUUUAAAACGAAGAAGGGCAUUUACGAAGCUUAAGAGAACAACCGAAGAAUUUGGAGAAAAUUCUCUGAAAUCUCAACACGAAUACUAUAAAUCUCAAAUUCAGGUACCUAAAACUGCUUUGAGGACGUUUCAGGAUUCGAACUUGAAAUAUUUCUUUGAUAGAAAUGACAAUGACCAGAAUUUCUUUUUUUCAUAUUGAUGUUUGGGGAUGUUUCUAGAAUAUCAAUACGAAUAUACUAUAAAUCUCAAAUUCAGGUACCUUAAAACAGUUAAAACUGCAGUUGAUGUGUGUUCGGGGACGUUUCAGAAACUUGAAACAUUUCUAUAGAUAGAAAUGACAAUGGCCAAAGAUUUUCUUUUCUUCGUAUAUGGUUGUAAUAUUGUACAAUUGUUUUGUUACGUGUGUGUACAUAUGUCUAAUUCUAUGUAAUGUCGAUUAUGAAAAAUCUUAUAAAAAGUAAAAAAAAUAUAUAUAUAAAUCUUGAUGGUUGCAAGAAAUUCAUAUCUCCGCAAGCGGAACGAAUCUCAAGAAAAUUGUUUAGAAGAUUUAAUAUAUUUUGCGAAAGGGUACAAAUAAAUAAACUAAUACCAAGUUAA